Canariomyces notabilis is the source of this 1972-nucleotide messenger RNA. RefSeq lists its product as uncharacterized. The transcript has 2 exons. NCBI's taxonomy places the organism in Eukaryota, Fungi, Ascomycota, Sordariomycetes, Sordariales, Chaetomiaceae. The record is from RefSeq and is a predicted model, not a curated record. The coding region runs from base 1 to 1596 and encodes 531 amino acids.
AUGAAGAAUACUUCCCCUGGGACCUAUCCCAGGUCCGAUAUCAGGGUUAACCUGAAGGAUCACUAUGGCUCCAAGGUGUUUACCUCUGGCUCAUCGGUGGUUGGCGAGGUUACCAUCACCACCAGGCGAAAUGUCCCCUUCGACGCGAUCCAAAUCGUCCUUGUCGGACACACCAAGACCAGUUUCGAUGGAUGGGGCCUGCCGCAGGAAGUCACGCACACCUUCUUGAAGAUGGCCAUGCCGAUCGAGGAACCCGUGCCCAGGGUGCUCGAGUCUGGCCACACCUAUGUGUUCCCCUUCAACUUCACCAUCCCCAGCCAACUGACCAUCAACGCCUGCAACCACGCCCGGCUUUCGGAUCAGUUACAGGACCACCACCUUGCCCUCCCUCCCAGUGUCGGCGGCUGGGAAAGAGACGACAUGGGCCCGCUCAUGGUCCGGGCAGAGUACAUCAUCAAGGCGCGGGUGCUGAAGGACGAGCCCGACGGAAAGAAGACGCGCAUCAUGGAAGCAACUCAGCCGAUCCAGGUGCUGCCGGCAACCGCAGAGGAGCCCCCGCUCAACGUCACCGAUAACGACCACCUCUACGCCAUGUCCAAAACCAAGACGCUCCGCAGACACAUCAUUUCAACCAAGCUCGGCCGCCUGACCGCCGAAGCCGUCCAGCCCGGUGCCGCCGUGCUCUCAUCCGACGGGCGCCGCGUCGUGUCCCAUCCUACAGCCCACAUCAAGCUAGACUUUGAACCCGAAUCAUCCUCCUCCUCCUCCUCCUCGCACACCCCGACACCUCCGCAGAUCACCGGCGUGACCGGCAAGAUCACCGCACACACCUUCUUCAGCUCCGGCCCCAUCUCCGACUUCCCCAACCUGGGCGAGUGGAACCAGCCGUGCGCGAUUGACAAGCGCGGGCAGUACUUCGCGUCAACUCCCCUGCCGGGCAUCUCAUUUAGCCAGCAGCCCGCUUGGUCAACGCACACUCUCUCCACAGCAACAGCAACAACAACACCAGAAAACAUUCCCAUUGUGAGGCGUGACUCGGGCUACUGUGGGAGCAGCACCAGCGAUCUCGGCGAGUCAGACACAGAGAGGAAGAAGAAGAAGCAGCAAAAAAAGCACAGCAGAAAGCCAUCGUCCUCAUCAACCACAACCACAUCCUCCUCCGUGCCCAUCUCCCUGCCCACAGACAAGAAAACCUUCCUCCCGACCUUCCACUCAUGCAUCGCCUCGCGCGUCUACACCCUGCAGCUUUCCCUCGCCGUCACGGUGCGCGGGUCGACAAACAACCUUACCCUGUCGCUGCCUUUGCAGGUGGCCGUCGAGGGUGGCGCAACCAUGACACCCGGCCAAGAGGGCGGUGGUAUUACCAAUGCUGCUGCUGCUGGUGGUGAUCUGGAUGGAUUGCCCAGCUUUGAGGAGGCCGCCGCCGACGAGCAUCUUCGUCCUAGGGUUCUACAUGUCCCUGGCGAGGAUGAUAUGGCUAGGGGGUUUGUUAGUGGUGGGAGUCGAACUGUGUUGAGUGCAGUGACUGCUGCUGCCGCUGGAGGGAGGGAUGAGUUGCCUGGGUAUGCGGAGUUAGGGUAUCGGAGGGCUGAUUGAUUGCCUACCUGGUAUGCUUUCCGUGGGCUGAUAUACUACCUUUUCCUCCUUCUUCUUUUUCCUUUCUCCUUUCGCUUUUCCAUCUACACUGUGAUCAAGCGUCGUUCCAUAUUUCAUCUCAUGAUUGGAUUCUAGUACUAACAUAUUGGAUGGACCAUUGAUGGUGUUUUUACACUACUAAUACUGGAUGGAGACCAAAAAGGGGCACACAGGAAAAGUUCAGGGCAACAUUCAGCUGGAUACCCAGUAGCUGGCGUUGGUUCUUUUAUGUUUUAUGUAUUUUGCGAAGGGCUGGCUUUGAUAUAGACAGGAAGUAGUACAUACGGUAGAGGUAUCCUUCCAGUUGAAUUUUUUAGUACGAGAAAACAGCCUCCGC